Molecule: messenger RNA, 2155 nt
Organism: Parus major (Great Tit)
Lineage: Eukaryota; Metazoa; Chordata; Aves; Passeriformes; Paridae
Gene: GPR142
Product: G protein-coupled receptor 142
Exons: 2
Coding region: 690-1682 (330 amino acids)
Biological process (GO): G protein-coupled receptor signaling pathway
Cellular component (GO): membrane
Molecular function (GO): G protein-coupled receptor activity
Source: RefSeq, a predicted model, not a curated record
GGAUGGAACAGGGAUGGGACAGGGAUCAGGGCAGGUAUGGGACAGGGAUCAGGGCACGGAUAGGAUGCGGAUCCGGAUGCGGAUCCGGAUACGGGCGGGGAUGCGGGCAGGGCAGUGGGGCAGGGCCGCUCCCAGGCUCCUCCAGCUCCGCUGCCUCAGCCUGAGGAGCUGGGAAAGGACCCACUUAGUGGCCUGGAGAUGGCGACCCCGCAUUUGGCACCACUGGGACCUCCCAUCGGCACCUCUGGGUUCUCUCUGCCACCUCUGGGAGCCGUCUGGUGGCACCCAGCCCGGGCUGGGGGCCAGAGCCUCCCUCUGCUGGCAUCUGCCCAAGAACAUGGUGUUUUAAUCUGGUUUUCUACAGAAGCAGGGCUGAGGGCUAAAGGAGGAGCAGCUCUGGCAGAGUGGGCUCUGCUGGGACAUGGCACAGGGGGUUUGGGGUGCACUGUCUCCCGUGGGUGCAGCAGCCCCAGGUCUGCCUGCAGUGGCACGUUUUGGAGCUGCCCACUGUCCAUGGAUGCUGCAGGACAAGGGAGCUGGGGUCCAGCCAAAGUGGGGAUGCCCAGGUGAUGGUCCCUGUCCCCAAGCACCCAGUGGCAUGUCGUGGCUGACCUCACGCCCAGGUGCCAUCAGGACCCUCAUCCCCCUGAUGCUCCCUGUCUCUCCUCACAGCCGACCCCUGGUGGAAGAUGACGGUCCCUGUGCCCAACAGCUCAGCGGUGCCAUGGGCACGGCCGGAGCCCGAGCCGGAGCUGGAGAGGUCACCCUGCCUGGUCGGCAUCAUCCCCGUCGUGUAUUACAGCGUCUUGCUGGGGCUGGGGCUGCCAGUGAACAUCCUGACUGCCGUGGCCCUGUCCCGCCUGGCCACCAGGACCAAGAGAUCGUCCUACUGGUACCUACUGGCCCUGACCACCUCCGACAUCCUCACCCAGAUCUUCAUCAUCUUCGUGGGCUUCAUCCUGCAGACAGCCAUCCUGGCACGGGCGGUGCCCAGCGCCUUCAUCCACACCGUCAACGUGCUGGAGUUCACAGCCAACCACGCGUCCACCUGGGUCACCGUCCUGCUGACCGUGGACCGCUAUGUGGCCCUGUGCCACCCUCUGCGCUACCGCACCGUGUCCUACCCGCGGCGCACCCGCAAGAUCAUCGCGGCCGUCUUCGCCGUGGCCCUGGCCACCGGCAUCCCCUUCUAUUGGUGGCUGGACAUGUGGCGUGACGCCGACCCCCCCACGGCGCUGGACACGGCGCUCAAGUGGCUGCACUGCGUCACCAUCUACUUCCUGCCCUGCAGCAUCUUCCUGGCCACCAACUCCGUCAUCAUCCGCAAGCUGAAGCGGCGGAGGCGGGCGGGGGGCGGCAAGACCACGGCCCUUCUGCUGGCCGUCACCACCGUCUUCGUCGUGCUCUGGGCUCCCCGGACCGUGGUCAUGAUGUGCCACCUGUACGUGGCCUCAGUCAGGAGGGACUGGCGCGUGCACCUGGCCUUGGACAUCGCCAACAUGGUGGCCAUGCUCAACACCUCCCUCAACUUCUUCCUCUACUGCUUCGUCAGCCAGACCUUCCGCCGCACGGUGGGCGAGGUGCUGCGGGGACAGCCCCGGCAGGACACCCGCCGUGGCAGUGGUCACUUCCCUCCCCCAGCCCUGAAACCGCUGAAGCUGCUGGGCAGCACCGCGCUCUGAGCUGGGCCCGGUGCCCACCCAGCCCCAUGCAUGGCACCGGCAGCCAGGGAGACCCCACCCUCCACGGAGCCGGGGUUAACGCUGCUGCUGCUGCUGGUGGCAGGAGGAGGUGGUUGUGCCCAGACACUGCUUUGGGGAUAUCGUGGUGCCUGCCUGGCAGCAGCACCCCAGGAUGGGCAGCUCAGCCCUGCCCAUGCUCAGCCCCUCAUGCAAAAUUGGAACUCACCCAGGGAACUCACCCAGGGAACUCACCCAGGACAUGCCCCAGUUCAGUGGCACCGAGGGUGCUGGGGAGCCCAGGGGCUGCCCCUGGUGAGGGGUGGGGGGCACAAGUGAGUUCCUGUGAGCCCUGACAAGGAUGUGGUGCCCGCUGGGUGCCACUCCAUAAACUGCAGUGCUGAGACCAAAACUCUGCCUGGGUCGGGCUCCCCGCGGGCAGCUGGAACAGAGGCACCCUGCACCAGCGUCUUUGG